AUGCCUCCCGAAUCUGGCUUCCAUCGCCUCAGACGAGCAAAGUCGGCUCCAUCCGUACAGAAACGUCGUCAGGCCGCUAUUGUCUCGAGGCCACUAGAGUCUGAGGUUGAUCGCCAUCAUGCUACCACCGCUGCAUCGCUUGCGAUGGCACAGGCAAAAGAUAGAACGCAUGCACCACAAAAGACGACGGCAUUUUCAAGUGGAAAUCCCGAGACAAUGCCGUCUGCUCGAGCUCUUUACCGCCACCCUUCGCUUAGUAGUCUUACUAGGGAUGCCAUAUCUACGGGCCCCGGCUAUAGUAUCGCAUCCAAUGUUUACAUAUCCUCUCACCAAGCUGGCGACAAGACAAAUGAUUCUUCACCACUCAGAGUUCCUUCAAUACCCGACCUCCAAGGGUUUGGAGUUGACGGCGACCUUUCUGCUCCAUCUUCAUUUCGCCGGCUCCGUAAAUCCCGAUCUAUGCUCACUACAAAAUCAAUGAGAAACCUUCGUGCCGCAGAGGCUCAAGCCAGUCAUUCCGAAGAGACAGAGUCCCCUUCGCUUCGAAGAAGUACCGAUUCUACAUCUGGGCCACAUAGGUCACUCCGUCAUUCUCUAUCGUUUUUCAAUGGCUCAAUCAGAAGAAUGAAGAGCCAAGGUGUUCUUUCCACUCGCAGACAACAUCUUUCAAAGAUUGAGAAUGAGCCUCCUGUUCCUCCCUUAACUAGUAGUACUAGAGAUCAGCCUGCACGCAAACCGAUGAGAACUACUGUACGAACCAUGAGAGAAUACAGUCCAGAUGAUGACACUUUCCCCACCAGCAAUGGUGGUAAACAUCAUUCAAAGGCCCGGUCCUUCUCUAUCAGCAUCAAAAAGCGAUUGAAACGAGUUUUUGGUAUCCCGAGCUACGACGAGAGUCAAUCAUUGUCAUAUGAUUCCAACCUUGUUUUUGAAAGUCCCGCACUUACUGAGGAUGCUCUACGCCCAAGCCUACACUCCACAAGAAGCUCUGAAAGUCUAGCCACCUCGGCGUCUCGUGUCACAAGCUGGACUAAUUCUACAGCAGGAAAUACAGUGAGAACAAGAUAUACCAUGGGCCAUCAAUCUCUUUCCACCAUCGAGGAGGGCUAUGACUUUGCCGACAAACUGUCGUCGGAUGAUACAGAGACAUAUGAGUCUGAUAAUGUAGGUAACCGAUACAAUGUGAUCGAUUCUCAGCGAGUUUACUCGGCUCUAAUGAGGCAUAUUGGCGAAACCGCGGUCAGAGAUGGAGAGAGGGCCGUAUCAACUGGCGCGAUCAAAGGAUCUCCUGUGAUCGUGGAACGUUCACCUUCCGUCCGUACUUUGAAAAACCACAGCAGCAUUCACAAAGUGCCAAGCGACCUUUCGAUGAAAACAGCUCGAACCACAUUUACGGUGGAACGUCGACCGCAGAGCUCACAGAGCCAAUCAAUUUUACGUUCUCCGGAUUAUACGGCAGAUAGUCCUGUCACCCCGAUUUGGGCAGAUCAGGUUCCUCAACCUUCACCGAGAAGCUCUAGCCGAGUGAAUGUUAGAGAUUCGAAACCAGCAUUCUCUCCAUCAGGAUCAUCUCCAAGGCUGAAGACCCCAAGUCCUUACAAAGCUUCGAUGAGUUCAAUUCGCGAGAUAACUGACGACUCGGACAUGUACACUCCGAGAAUUAACAUCGUAGGCUCCGAUAACGACAUGUCUGCCGAUCUGGAUUCACCAAGCAUCUACUCACGUACACCAAGUGGCCGUGCAGCAAGCCGCGAUGCUUUGGAUGAUGGAUUUGAGGAACCUUUUGAGCCUGGCAUGGCCACCAUAUAUGAUGUUCAGGUGCCGUACAAAUCACCUAGAAGACAAGAUUCGUCCGCCAUCGAACCUGGGCCAAGAAACAGUGCGGAAUGGAAGGAGUGGGUAAACUAUCAGAUGAACAACCUUGACAUAUUUGAGGCGCCUAAACCGGUAAGCCAACGAGAGCAUCACCGCGAAGAUGCUGAGUACGACGGGAGGGCUUUACCUCAGGAGUCUGCAUGGGAUAUCAUUUCAAGCUAUGCUGCUCCUGAUAAAAAGAAGUCUUUCAAUCGGUUUCAGCAAAGUUCUACAUAUCAACAAGAUUUGCCUGGAACUGAUUUCAAAGCCCUUGAACAGAAUAAUUUCUCCAGGCCAAUCAGCCGCCAGUCAAUGGGUUCACUUCAUGAGACAACCCAUGAAGCCGAACCAAAUCACUUGGGUAUUCAACGAAACCACCCCGCUGACCCAUUCUCCAGUGAAAAGCCCUAUUCACUCGACAACGCUCCAUCUCGUCGACAGGCUAUUAGGGCAGCGCGCGAGGCGAGACUGAACCGCGGUAUGCCGAGACGAAACAGGCUGAACUUGACUGAGGAUCAGCCAGGUGCAAAGGCUGUCCAAUUCCGCUCAAUUCGUGAAGUACCUAGCAUUUGCAAACGAAACAAGGAAAAUGAGAUGUCUCCAAGCGUGAGGGAUAGACAUAAGGGGACUGGACUCUCCAAGCUGGAAGACCUACCCCAGAUGAGAGGCGGUAGUAAGCGUAUGGUAGAUGAUUUUAUACUCGGUAGCCAGCUCAGUCGUCGGAGUCCGGACUCCGUUACCAGUGGGAAUGCGUUUGUCUAG
Molecule: messenger RNA, 2616 nt
Organism: Talaromyces marneffei
Lineage: Eukaryota; Fungi; Ascomycota; Eurotiomycetes; Eurotiales; Trichocomaceae
Exons: 2
Coding region: 1-2616 (871 amino acids)
Source: RefSeq, a predicted model, not a curated record